This is a messenger RNA of Gopherus evgoodei (Goodes thornscrub tortoise), 1434 nucleotides long. Its product is annotated as cytosolic phospholipase A2 gamma-like. Gene Ontology annotation, molecular function: calcium ion binding; calcium-dependent phospholipid binding. The record is from RefSeq and is a predicted model, not a curated record. Gene Ontology annotation, biological process: glycerophospholipid catabolic process. Lineage: Eukaryota; Metazoa; Chordata; Testudines; Testudinidae. Gene Ontology annotation, cellular component: nuclear envelope; nucleoplasm; cytosol.
AUGGGUCACCACGUGGCACAGCUGGCUCUGUUUGUGAGUGACUCAGACAAAGACAUCAGCCAGCAGGCCAGGAAGGGGACUUACCAGCUGAACCAGCUGCUGCUCGAACCGAGGGGAACAGGGAGAGGAAGCCUUAACAAUAAGUAUGUGGUCAAAAAUGACACUAUGCCACAAGAUUAUGGGGAAAAAUGUACCAAUGGGAGUUCUUGCAAAAAAAUAACAGAUGGUGGAUGUGUCCGACUUUCCCAUGAGCUCUCGGCGGGUGAGAAAAAAGCCACUGAGAACAGAAAGGAAAAAGUCCUGGAGUGCCUCAAGAGCCUUGGCAUUGCCCGCGAUGAGGAUAACAUGCCCAAUAUCACCAUCUUAGGAUCAGGCGGAGGUCUGCGGGCCAUGAUAGCCCUUCAAGGAACCUUGGUGGAGAUGAAGAAGCAGGGCCUGUUGGAUGCUGUCCUGCAUCUGUGUGGGGUAUCGGGUUCUACCUGGUGCAUGUCCACCCUCUACAAAGAUAAGAACUGGACAGAGAAAGUACAGGACUUGGAAGAAUGUCUGUGUGAUACACUUUCCAAAUCUUCAUGGGAUCUUCAUAAGGCAUACUCUCUUGUGUGCCAGGCAGCUAAAGAUGAACUCUUCUCUCUGACUGAUGUCUGGGCCUCUUUUGUUGUCUAUAAAAUAUUGAAGCAGUAUGAUCAGACCAUGUUAUCUGAACAAGAUGAUGCCUCCACAAGUGGGACAAAUCCUUAUCCCAUCUAUGCGGCAGUGGAAGCAAAGAUAUCACAUAAAGUAGAUGAAAACAGCCCAGGCACCUGGUUUGAAUUCACUCCUCAUGAGUCUGGCUUUCCUGGCCUAGGGGCAUUUGUGUGCACAAAAGACUUGGGAAGCAAAUUCGAGAAUGGGAAGUUGAAAGAUAACAGCAAAGAGAAAAGUAUUUGCUACCUGCAAGGUUUAUGGGGAAGUGUCUUUGGAAGCAGGGAGGAAAACAUGAAAUAUUUAAAAGAGCUUGUUCUCCAAGUAUUUUCUGGAGGACUGGGAGGGGAACAUCAGUAUGCAGUAGGAGAAGCAGAAAACACAUCAGAAAUGUCCGUGUCUCCACUUGGAGGAGUUUUUCAAAAGCUGGAUAUGCAGAACAUGAGGGGCAAAAAUUCCUACCAGAAGUGCUGUGAAAUGAGCGACACCUGGGGUUCAAAGACCUUGGCAGCAAGAAUGGAGGAGUGUGCUGAAUUCGGCAGGAUUUUUGAAACAGAACAUGGAGCUGUGGAAAAUUAUGGGGAAAGAGAUGAUAAUUUAAUGGCAGCAGAUGCAGAGAGAAGUGUAUCGAGUGCAUGUAAAUUGUUUUGGAAAAUCUGUAUCUGUAUCUUCCACUGGAGAUGGGGGAGCACCCAUAACUUUCUGUACAAAUGUCGUAAGCAAAAUGCAAUUGAAUUGUCCUUCCCACAU